Molecule: messenger RNA, 1682 nt
Organism: Alternaria rosae
Lineage: Eukaryota; Fungi; Ascomycota; Dothideomycetes; Pleosporales; Pleosporaceae
Exons: 6
Coding region: 222-1616 (464 amino acids)
Molecular function (GO): protein binding
Source: RefSeq, a predicted model, not a curated record
CGCAGACAUUCCCUGGUACACAUGAAUCCCGGCAAGCACUUAGUAGUGCACAAACCUCAGCGAGCGAGAGGUCGUUGGAGUUCUGUCGGUUCGCUGCGAACUAUACGGGGAUAGGCCUUAUCUCCGGACCCCACACCGUCACCACUUGGACCCUUGGUCUGUCUCCGCUUUCCACCUUCGCUACCAACUGCUUUGAGCUUUCGUACUCCAAGAGAACAAUCAUGAUCGAACUACUGGAUUUGUGUUAUGAUGUUCUAAUCGGGAUUCUGGAAGAGAUAGAUCCCCACGAUCUCGCGGCAUGUGCACAAACGUCCAGAGGCUUCAACCAAUUCAUCAAAGACAACAAGCGUCUUUACAAGACCUUGUACCUGAAGCACUUUGACGACCCUCGACGCCGAAGACCGGCCGAUUCUGAGCCAGAAUGGGUAGGAGCAUUGCAGAGGGUGGUGAGAUGUCAAAAGAUCCUCGAUUCUGCCAACAAUGACCUCAAGAAAGAAGAGUUCACAUUCGUUGCAACGACCGUCGAUCAGCUUAUCGCCACGAUGUCAUUAGAUGAGAAUGGCGUGACUUGUAACAAGCGCUUAGUGACCGACCAGUUCCAGCGCAUCGCACAAAAUCACGAUGCUUUUAUGUGUCGAUCCUCUCUUUUCGACCGAGCUGGCACAGGAAAACAGAAGCCAGCCGGGGACGAAGAGAGUCGACAGUUGAGCGCAAAAUUGCAUAGCUUGUUCGGCUUUCCACCAUCUAACGCCGGAAGAAGAGAUCUCUCAACGAAUCCAUUUGCCCGAUCACGCGUAUACGACCUGCGCAACUAUACCGAUCAGAACGAGUGGGGCCCUUUCCGUGAUGAUGGCACCAUGCGAGUGGAUUGGGAGAUGAUCGAAAGCAUCAUGAUAGUCAUCGGUUACAACUCUUGCUUCUGCACCCACACGGUAUCGAAUAAACUUCGACCACCAUGGUUCGCUCCACUUGAUGGUGUAAUUCCAAUAGACAACGAUCAGAUGGGCGUGGUACCGAACUAUACGGCGUUAGUACAGCAACCGGACAUUUCUCUCAACAUGAAGGAUCCAUAUGGAGUGGAAGGUAUCUGGUCGCGUAUCGUAUGCUUCCUCGAUUAUAACGACUUGUACAAUUACAACUUCAGCUCCGAGGCGAUGAAGGUUCCUUCCGACGAGCCAAGAGACGCCUUGAACACCGACGAAGCCAUUAGACACAUCAUCAUGGAUCUGCGUAUCACGGAUGUUACUGCACCAGGGCCUUUCGAUAACUCAACGCUACCAAUUGUGCAUUUCAGAGGCAAAUCCAAAUCCGUAGAUGCUCUUUGGGAUCCAAAUGCAAACUCUGGUAUCCGCGGUACCGUGAGGCUGACACCGGAAGGAGAGGUUCGCUGGCAGACCAUCUCAAUAUUCCAAGGCGGUGAGGAGCGAUGGCGCAGUGAUGGCAUUCAAGUGGGUGGAUUACGUUGCCCACGUGGCGUUGUAGGAACGUGGUUUGACAAGGACUUUGAUGCUCAUGGCCCUGCCGGACCGACAGCUUUCUGGAAGGUCAGCGAGAGGCCAGUGGAUUCUGCGGAUGAGGAAAGCGAUUCAGAAGAUAGCUUUUGGGAUGCGUCAUGAGGGACUAGCUAAACUGAAGUACAAGGGACCAAAUCAUAGCUUUCACAUCUCAACAUAUCUCCACCU